Rana temporaria (common frog) is the source of this 1237-nucleotide messenger RNA. RefSeq names its product ADP-ribosylation factor 1-like. The transcript has a single exon. NCBI's taxonomy places the organism in Eukaryota, Metazoa, Chordata, Amphibia, Anura, Ranidae. Gene Ontology annotation, molecular function: GTPase activity; GTP binding. The record is from RefSeq and is a predicted model, not a curated record. Bases 250 to 819 code for a protein of 189 amino acids. Gene Ontology annotation, biological process: intracellular protein transport; vesicle-mediated transport. Gene Ontology annotation, cellular component: cytoplasm.
ACUUCCUGUACUGCAGUCACUUCCUCAUUGUCACAACACGUUAUGGAGGAAUCCUCCAACACAGCACAGAACUACAGAACAACCAGGAAAUUCCUGUCUUGCGUCUUGGGUUGCUAGGCAAUCUGGGUUUGGCCAGUGAAGGGAUCUUGCGUAUAUAAACAGCAAUGGAGCUUAGUAAGAGUAAGCAGAGCUACAGACAUCAGAGCAAGCAGAUUCCUGAACGAACAAGGAAGAUCCACAUCUGCAAGCAUGGGUGCCCUCUUCAGCAGCCUUUACCAAACUCUUAUGGGCUUCUCUGGCACCAAAGCUCGGAUCCUGAUGCUGGGUCUGGAUGCUGCUGGAAAGACCACGGUCCUCUACAAGCUGAAGCUGAAUGAGACGGUCUGUACAAUCCCUACCAUCGGAUUCAACGUCGAGACUGUGGAGCCCAUCCGUAAUGUGACAUUUACUGUCUGGGAUGUGGGCGGUCAGGACAAGAUUCGAGUCCUGUGGAAGCACUACUAUGUCAACACCGAUGGCUUGGUCUUUGUGGUGGACAGUGCUGACCCAGAGAGGUUUCUGGAAGCCAGGGAAGAGCUCAAGGCUAUUUUGGAGAAUGAUGAAAUGAGAGGUGUGCCAUUCCUGGUGAUGGCCAACAAGCAAGAUCUCCCAGGUGCCAGGAAACCCAUGGAGCUGGCGGAAGAACUGGGACUAACCAAGCUAAAAGGACACAAGUGGCACGUCCAGGGGUGCUGUGCCGCCAACGGAGAAGGACUGGUGGAGGGGCUGGAGGUCCUUACCAACUUGGUAAAGCAGUUCCAGAAGAACAGGACAUUCUGAGAAGACUAAAGUCAUGUUUAUCCAUGCUAUCUCUUCUUUUUCCGUCUAAGGAGCCGAUAAAGUAUACAGCACAAAGACUGUAUAACAUCAGCUUGCUCUUCACAAGCCAAAUAGUGGAGGAACUGUGCAAGGUGGUUCUCUCCACCAUCAAGGACCAUCAAGGGAAAGGGUUUGUGACUGUCAAGUAACAUUUUUUUUUAAAGGACUGGUUGCAAAAGCUAAAAAAGACUGUAGCUAACAAUGUAGAAAUGAACUGAUGAAUUUAAUAAGAGAAGGUCUCAUUGAAUAGACAGAAAGUGGGUUCUUUUCUUUUCGCAUGUACAAAAUAUGUGUCAAUUGUUUUAGACAUUUUGUUUAUAUAUUUAAUUAUUUUUUUAAUUAAAAUGUGAUAUUUCUUGAGUAAAAAUUGGUUGUAUUA